UGCUGCAUAUUGGCAGUGUCGUCUGGUAUCGGAAUCUUCUCAAAUUUUCUUUUUGAACGGAAUCAAUAUAAAAAUGAGUAAAGAUAAAAUUUCAGCACAAAUAUAUGAUUUGACUCCUAAAGAAAAAGAAAUUAUCGAAUGGAGAGCUCAAAAACGAUUGCAAUUACGGAAUGAGUACUUGAGAGAAGUUCAUAAUCCAAACUGUAAAUUUGAGGGAACUUUAUUUGAUCCACAAAUUCAACGUCAGUACACGGCAUACUUUUCGUAUGAAAAGGUAUGGAAACCAAAGAUAAAAAAUUUCUUGUGGUUUACUGGUCUGGUAUUUGGAUCUUGGGCAUCUCUUUAUUUCAUCCUAAAGCGUGAUCGGGAUAACAAGGAAAAUAAAUACAGAACUGGUCUGAUCAGUUAUAGAGACAGAGAAGCAAAGUUUAUAUAAAUAUAAAAUUAAAUUGAUCCUAGAUAAAGUAGAUAAUAUGUUUAAAUAAAUCUAAAUAAUUAUUAAUUAUG
Molecule: messenger RNA, 507 nt
Organism: Phymastichus coffea
Lineage: Eukaryota; Metazoa; Arthropoda; Insecta; Hymenoptera; Eulophidae
Gene: ND-B15
Exons: 3
Coding region: 74-436 (120 amino acids)
Cellular component (GO): mitochondrion
Source: RefSeq, a predicted model, not a curated record